CAAUCACCAGCUUCCGACGGUAGAAAAAUUCUGGUGAAGAACUGAUUUACUCCGAUGCGAAGAUAAAAACCUUUUUAAAAGUUUUGGCUAAACUACUUUGCGAUACACAAAAUCAGGAAAUUGACAUCGAACCUGUAUAUUUAAGGUUAAUUACGAAAACAGAAACAAGGUAAUAUAUUUUCUCCUUGAUUCUGAAGGCGAUUACGAGUGCUUCACAUGAAUAUCUGUAUUAUAGUGUUUGUAACUUAGGUUAUCUGUUUUCAACUGUUCUUUUGUUAUCAGAUUUUACAGCCCCACAGAAAGACUUUAAAACGAACAUGAAGAACUUGUAUCUGAUUUUCGUCGUUUUGUCUUCGUUCUUAGUUUGGGGAGGUGAGUUGUAAUCUUUGGUUCAUGUGUUUAAAAAUUGAUUAACCUUAGAAUCCAAAUACAAUGGUAACAGAUUACUUCUUAACACUUAAAGAACAAAGAAAAUUCAUCGAGUUUAAAGUGCAAUUAAACUGAGAAAAUAAUUAGUAACAAAAGCCCUACUGUGUAAUCGUUAUUUUAAAAUCGCUUACAGUGAUUAUUUACAAAUGCAUAAGUUAGCAGUUUUAACGUUGAUUAAUGGUGUGGGUGAAUAGAUCUGGAAAUAGAUGUAAUGAAGACUUCAUCCUGUUAAUUGUCGAGUAAAUGGAGCUAUCAAGUUCUAAAGAUAGCAAAAUCGCGGAGAUCGAAAUGAUUUCUAUGCCCUCUACUAAAUGUAAUAGCGAAAAUUUCGAAUUCAGUCAGAUUUAUGGUGUGGUUUGGAACUGCAAGUUCCGCUGUGAGGUAGUCGCUGAGUGACAUGGUUUUGUUUUAAAUUGGUUGUAGAAAUUAACGUAAUAGCCUGUUCCACAGAGCUGCGUGCAUUUCAGAUCAACCAAACUAUUGCUUAGAGAAUGGUUUGAACACAGUUGUCUUGUCACAGGCGGGUAAGGUGGAAUAUGGUCGCCGGGGAGAGUGUAGUCCUGAAUCGGACAGUUGUUAACACGGCCUAUCUAUCCGGUUGUAUCAUUCGAGGGACUGGCAAAGUUCUGUAAAGAGCUGCGAAGCCGUGAUGAAAAUGAGGAGGAGAUGCUUCGAAUUUUCUGGCGCUUUCGCCGCCAGAAAUGCGCUGUCACACGCGCAAAAAAAACCGCCAGCAAUGCAGGCUAUUGUUACAACUGUAACAAUGACUGAUGUAAGGCAACCUCUGUGGAUGUCUUAAUUGCAGAAGUAUCAUGUUAUAGCUUCUAGAUUUUAAUUAAGCCAAAAUGAAAUUUAAUAACUGAAAGUUUAUAGCGACUUUCCGUGGUGUUGUAAUUUUAAAAUUGAGUAUAUUUACUAAAUGACAUAUUUGUCCCCAAAUAGCGCAUGCGCACUUUUAAAUUUUGUAUUUUCAAUUUAUUGAGAAUUUUUUUUUGUUAUUUUUCCUUUUAUUUUAGAAUGCCGAGCAGUGUCAAGAGGUAAUAACAGUCACGAUAAUGAGUAAUUUCUAAGUGAUUAAAUUAGAAUUUAAGUAAUAUUUAAAACAAAACUUGUCAAGAAAAAGAGAUGUCAGCACGAAAAUGCUGGGAAAAAAGAGUGAUUCAACUGUGUCUGCAUUCCAUAUCGAUCUUAUACAGGAACUCAUUGAUUACAAGUAAAAGUAAAAAGUGAGACUGAAAUUAGGAUUUUUUAGGUGGGAAUAUCUCUUAAGUUUUAAUAUUUACCUCGUCUUUAUUAACAAAGAUAUUGGAAAAAGGAUACCACAGCUAUACUAUUUAAAGAUGAAAAUUUGUUGUGAGCCAUGUUUUGUUGACAUCAGAGUUGCCAUGGCAACGUAAUGACGCCCAUUACGUUUUUAAUGACAAUUGCUCUUCUAUUAGUUUAUGAUAAGCUCAGCUGGCAAAGCGCCCACUUGCCCAAGACACAGAAAGCCAAUACUUCCUCUAAUAACCGGUCUCGGCCAACUUGUCUUGUCCCCAGUGCCCACGCCACACCUCGUUAUCUUCUUGGCCUCCAUAAGACAUACGGGACAUAAGUAUUCUCUCUUCUUAAAGCCGAUCUCUUUAAUAGCGGUCAAGAGUAUAACUGGGCUGAAUUUCCAAAACCUUCGUUACCUUUUAGAAGGAAAACAAAUGAUUGUCGUAAUUUCUAUUUAUAUUGCUUUUGCGCUCUUCUCUGUCGGCGUAAGCGUUUCAACCCAUCUUUGUAUCGUUUGUCGCCAUUGAUUAUCUGUCUAACUCGAGUUUGGUUUUGUUUGUUUUUGCUUUGGUUGUUUGUUUUUGUUGUUAUUUUUUUCUCCACCCUUCACUUCACUUUUUCAACAAAAUGAAAAACUGUUCUACCUGCAUGUCUACAUAGAAUGUCGUGACAAUUUUCACAACUGUGAGACAUGGAAGAGGUCUGGGCUUUGUCAUGGCACUGCGCAUGCGUUUUACCUCCGGAAUGGCUGCGCAAAAACCUGUGGGUUUUGCAAAAGUAAGUAAUAUUAACGAACGUUAGAGUAACAAUGUAUGUGUCUUAGGUCAGGGAUAACAGUAAUAACUCAGUCACGUGAAGUCUACGUGAUCAUUUAGGAGAAGAUCUCAUAGCCUGUUCUACUAUCUGAACGCCUGGAACAGGCAAUAGAUCUCAGAGUAUUGUGCUCUUAGUGUUCUUGCCUAGACGCCAGGCCACAUCAUUCCGCACGGCCUAUUAAUUUUGGGUCACGUGGCCGUUCGUCUCGGAACGGGAACUAGCUGUAAAUGACUUAUUAAACUGAGGUCAUACGUCCAUGAAACUAAAAAGAAACAAGAGCCAUAAUAGGACCUCUUGAAAGAAAUGGUCUCUUAAAGGAGCUAUGUCACCUAUAUCUUAGCGAAGCUGGCCACCAAAUUGAAUGAAAUAUAAAAAUAACAGCUUAUUAAACUUUGAAAGGAGGGUAGAGCUCGCAUGGACAAAAUUGAAGAAUAUUAAAUGGGUUUUCCAAUUGUGUUCUUUUUUUAAAAUUGUUUAGCUACGUAGCUUUUCAAAGUUGAUCUCUGAUGUUAUUAAUGAUGUUUUGGGCGCUAAGAAAACACACUCAACUUUUGUGCUAUGAAGCUGUUAUUGUGUUGAAUAGAAUUAAUUUCCUCGCCAGCACUUAGCAAGUAAUUUGGAAAACGUACAGAAUGGCCUUAAAAAAUGCUCAGUGACAUAUUUCGUAAAAUAAAAACUGUUUUAUUCUCGCAGGUGACACUCCAUUACAGACCAAUCAACAUUCAAUUCAAGAUACUCCCAAGAAAGCAAACAAACAAAAUAAUAAAGGGAUUGGUCAGGGUCAGCAGAAACUUCAUUCUCCUGGUCAGGUACCAUUGCCUUCAGAUCCUUCAUUGAAAUCAGGACAAGGUAAGCCAUUCACUGUGAUAAAGGUUUUUUCAGAAAGUCAUUUCUCAGUUUUAACCAUGGCACUUAUAUUUCAGUUGAACUUAAAUAUAACGGAUUCCGAAUAAAUUCCAGAUAUUUAUAAAAUAACUGAGAUAGUACGCGUGAUCUGAUUGGUCAAAAACCUAUGGUUUAUUAUACCGGUAAACCCAUAGAAAAAGGCAUCCGGACCACGAGCCAUAAACAAAACCGGCUAUUGAUCUGCAAACAACGAUUUUAGAAAGGCUAAAAAACAGAACAAGCUACUUACCCAGCCCUUCUUAAUAUCAAAAGUGUUGGUUUCCACAUUUUAUUACUGCCAUAGCUUUAGGAGUAAUAAAGCACAAAGCUGGAAAGCAGUUUACAUUUCACGACGAUGCCAAAUCGCAGAGAAAGACAACAACUGUGUGAAUUUCUGGUGUAGAAAGUCUCCAGGAAAACUUAACCAUUUGCCAACCAGCAACAAAACGGAUAGUUUUAGCAUUCUUGAUUUAUUUUAUGUCAAAAUUAAAUUCGUUAAUGAAAGAAAUUGUUCCAAAAAGAGAUCUCUGAUCAAGAUAUGGUGCAAAAUCGGCCGCUGUAGGUUGUAAACAAGCUGCCAACGAUGAUGAAAGAUGUCAGACUUUCGGGCUGGUUUUUUCCAACAUUUGCACAAAUCAUUCGGUGAUAUCGAUGCUAUAACCUACCUCAAACCACCUGACUUUACAAAUCGACAAAUAUUAACGCCAAUAUGUGGCUACGGCAAAGAAACCUUUCUCCGCCACUGACAUAUUUCCAUCGGUCGCUGUACGUGCAUAUAAAGUUACAUGCGACAACUUCGCAAAUGCAGCCACGUCGUAACCGCAGAAUUUCCGCAGAAUUUCCGCAGAAAAUCACUCGCCUUCGGCUUGUGAUUUACAAGCUUUUCUCGUGUUCUCCCAACAUCCCGCGUGGGUUAUCACGCCGGUAAACCCAUAGAAAGUGUGGUCUAUUGCUUAAAAAGAGCGAUGUUCGUCGGUCGACGCCAUUUUAACGGGCCAUGCCCCUAUCUAUAACAAAGCUAUUAGUGAUAAUAGAUGUAAUAUAUUCUCUAGAUUAAGUUUUCAUGAGAUAGCAUAGCCUUAACGAGAACAAACUUUUAGCCCCAGUUGAAUUUAGUUCGUUUAAAGUUCGGAAAGGUCUAGGAUUAUCUCUUGAAGUGGUAUCAGUUAGAAAAGACGGUUGGUUAAAAUACAUACUUCAAUUUUUUGGAAUUAAGGCGGAUAGUCUCUUCAGUUAUAGAAAUAUAAUGGAUAGGAGAAGACCCAAUUCAAUAUACUUCCAUUACAAUGAACGCUAUUUUCCCAAUAAUUUAGCUCUUCGUUAUAACAAUUUUCCCCCUAUAUUAAAAGCAUCUUAAAAUAAACUGAAAGGAUUUGACCCGGAAGGUAAUGAAUUGAAACGAAAUAUUUCGACUGCGCUCAGCCUUUCAUGAACCUGGUCCAGUUUAAGGACACGGACCCGUUAUGUCCGCGAGCACAAUCGACCACUGAGCGCUUUUUUGCACCUUAUACGUACUAUCAUCUUGCUUUUAAGGAGGAAAAAGGCUUUCCAAAGUCUUUCAACCUUUCAGGAUAACUUCUUCAAGUUAACUAAAUGAAGCGCGUUAUUUUAACCAAAAAUAUUGGUCAUUCUUACUUAAAAGAAACUUGUUAACACUACCAUUUACUAAAAGACAACCAAACAAAAAGGUCAAAAUAACCCUGUUGAUAGUUAUUUUAACACCUUUUAAAUUAGUUAUUUCAAAUCAAUAGAAUCCAGUUAUUUGAAACCAAUCUACAAAGUAAAUUGGUCACUAUGACUAAAACAAAAGGAUUCUCUCAGACGCAUUUUGCAACAAUGUUCAUUGGUUAUUUUAACUAAUCAAAUUUUACAGUGCACGUUAAUUUAAAAUCGUACCUUUCAUGCCAAGUCUCUGUUGGACGUGUUCUCAGGAACGUGUUCAUGACGAACGGGAAUCGGCCUUACAAGCUUGACCACGUGAUACUAUAGGCGGGAAAAAGAUAAUGCGAAAUAACGAUAUUUGUUUGAGUACAUGACAAAAUUCAGUACCUUAUUCACAGUUGCUUCCAUAAUUUUGGCGUUUUUUAACUACCCUUCCUUCUACCCGCCCUCAGAAGAGUGCACAGAUAGGUUUGUGUCACAGACGUGUAAGCAAUGGAAGGAUGGACAGAUGUGUCUGGACGACCGUUACAGAAAUUAUCUGACUUACGGCUGUGCUUCCACAUGUCGCUUUUGUAGUAAGUACAGAUCUUCAGUUUUAUAACACUGACGACAGAGAUAUACAUUAAGUACUGUUUAAAAAACGAGCAGGAGUGUAUUAUCAGGUUUAAAACUCGAGGCAAAGCCGAUAGUUUUAAACCUGAUAAUACACGAAUACGAGUCUUUUGAACAGCUUCAAAAUCUCUAAUAUAAAUCAACUCAUUCUUGCACUAAUAUUUAGAUUUGAGGUUAUUUUGCUCUAAAGAAAAAUCGAACGUAAAGUUUAGCCGUGUCUUUAUUAGAUAUAAAGACCGUUAUUAACCAUUACUUCUUUCGUUCUUUCUUUAUGAAUUUUUAAUGAGUUUUUUAAUUGCUCACAUCCUUUAGAACAUUGCCUUUAUGAAAGGCACCACAGAGUCCUUGGACGGCCAUACAUGUUUCAUUUUUUUCUUAAAAUGUCAUUUAACCUCCUCCUUGUCAGAUUGCCGUGAUACAUAUAGAGAAAGCCCAUAUUGUGACGAGUGGAAAUCAAAAGGAUUUUGUAAACAAUAUAAAGAUCAGCUGGAUACUUAUUGCCCAAAAACAUGUGGAUUCUGUAUCAGUAAGUAUAACUGAUAUUUUUCCCCUGAAAAACUCACGCUCACACACAAGCAACAUUUUGUCCCACACGCGACCUAGAUGCAACAGAAUAUCAUAGUGACUAAUGGUAGAGUUUAAUUUACUUCUCAAUCAAGAUGCAAAGUACGAAGAAACCACAGUACCGCCUCAGAACACAACAGCUCCUACACCGUCCCAGAGCGCUACACCUCCAAGUUCCGAUCAAGAGAGGGCAAGACCAGUUAUUACGGUAGUUAAGAACGUUAUUCAACGUCAGCCACUGAACGCGAGAUUUGCGAAUACUGGGAACGCCAAUUCCAAAAGAGGUUUGCCGUUAUUCAACAGGGAAGGAAAUGCAGCGCUGUGGUCUGUCAACGCUGAUACCAGGAUUACGCUACCUCAACCACAGCAAUAUGACGACAUGGGAGGUAAGGAAAACGCCUGGGGGGAGGGUACUUUCUUUGAUGGCCUAUUCGAAGAGGCUCGGUCCUGCCGGAAAGCUAAGGGGCUCCAUUUUCAGGCUUCAGGUAUAUGAAAGGGUGGAAGUUUCACUAGUUUAAGUAUAAGAAAGGGUAGGAAAAUCUGGAGUUUUGGCCUCUAAAAGGUCCUAAGAGGGCUAACAAAAUAUGCAUCUUAUGCUUGUGAAAAAGACAAAAAUCGGAUCAUUUUAGUUUUCUGGGAAACUGCCCACCGACCCCUUCCCUAAACCAACAUUAACACUUAGUUCUUACUUAGGGCAAAAUAUUGGAAUAGGGGAGGGGUAGGUGGGCAGUUUCACAGAAACGUAAAAUGAUCCCAAAAAUCUACCUGCUAUAGUAAUUUAUUCGUAUUAAAAAGACAGUGCAGUUACAGCAAUUAUAAUAGCCUACGAGCAGGCUGACAUGGUACAAAUCAUUAAAAAUUGCGACAGCUUAGUUUAUUACAAAUUGCGAUGGACAGCUAUUACAAAUUGCAACAGCUUUUUUAUUGCAAAGUGCGACACGGGUUUAUGACAAAUUGCGACAGAUAUUAAAAAGUGCGAUGGAUUGUUUACAAACUGCGACAGUACAUCGUUCCUUGAGAACGUAACGUAACUUUUUAAAAGCUGUCCAAAAUUCUUCCUGUACCACGUGAACGUAGCCUCUCUAUCUUUCUUCUCGUACGCUUAACUUGUUUUCUUUCAUGUAAGGUGCCGUGAGGCAUCCCCUUGAAGACGGAACUUACUUCACUCCGGCCAAAACAAACGAGAAGUUUGAGUACUACACAGAGCACUACUCCCCAGAUCCCUAUGUAGCGGCAGCACAGAGGGAAGAAUGGAUGACAGCAAACACUGGUGAUGGUGUCGCCCCAAAUCCUUCACUCAGCCGGAAGUCAAAAGACCCGGAAGUGAAAGAANUACAAAUCAUUAAAAAUUGCGACAGCUUAGUUUAUUACAAAUUGCGAUGGACAGCUAUUACAAAUUGCAACAGCUUUUUUAUUGCAAAGUGCGACACGGGUUUAUGACAAAUUGCGACAGAUAUUAAAAAGUGCGAUGGAUUGUUUACAAACUGCGACAGUACAUCGUUCCUUGAGAACGUAACGUAACUUUUUAAAAGCUGUCCAAAAUUCUUCCUGUACCACGUGAACGUAGCCUCUCUAUCUUUCUUCUCGUACGCUUAACUUGUUUUCUUUCAUGUAAGGUGCCGUGAGGCAUCCCCUUGAAGACGGAACUUACUUCACUCCGGCCAAAACAAACGAGAAGUUUGAGUACUACACAGAGCACUACUCCCCAGAUCCCUAUGUAGCGGCAGCACAGAGGGAAGAAUGGAUGACAGCAAACACUGGUGAUGGUGUCGCCCCAAAUCCUUCACUCAGCCGGAAGUCAAAAGACCCGGAAGUGAAAGAAGAAAAACCAAAUAUUUUUGUAGUGAAGAAAUCUAAAGUCAAACGUAAUAGACAUAAGCAUUCAAAAAAGCAUUGAACCAAACGAAUUUACCUUGACUAUCGAUGAAAAAUACACCAACUCGCAAAAGUGACUAUUUUAGUUAUGAAAAAUUAGGGAGUUUAAGAUACCAGGAUGGCCACGGCAGCGAAAAGGUCAGUUUAAAAGUAACUUUUCUUCCUUUGAAACUUCAAGGCGAUGAUCCCAACUCGUACACUAUGUCAAAUGUAGGCUAACUCUCCUGGAAUUGAAUUCCUAAGAAAAAUAUUCAAGUUAAAAGAGAAAAAGUGGAAUUCGUCGUCGUUUGUUUAUCGCGUCCAAGAGAGAAUGAACUCAUUCUGUCUUGUCGCGUCGCAGUCGUACAGCGACGGCAAAGAAAUGUACCAAAAAGUUGUUGUUUUGCUAAUCUAAUUAAAAUUCUUGCUGUUUUGCCGUUCUCGUUGCCCUUACUUUCGUGACAUCUUUGGCCCUGUACACAUAAAUACAGAUAUUGGUUAGAAUAAUCAAAAUGAAGUUUUAGCGAACGUCGUCGUUAAUUCACCUGUGAAUUGUGACUUUUCCACUAUGGUUUGCUCUAGGACCUUUUUAUAUGGGGAAAACCUGUCUCUAGUAUAAGCGUUACCCUCCCAGCCGAGUCAACUUUAGAAAGCAUUUAUACAGUGGAAGCUCCGUGUGUGACUACCCUUCAUAAGUGACCACGUGACUUUUCGCAAUUUGGGUGGUUACUUGCGGGAGCGCUUGCAUAUGCUCUCAUUAGGGACCUAACGAUCCGAAAACGGUGACGUUCAUGAAAACGUCGCUGAAUAAUAGACUCCGCAUCCUUUCAAACCAUUUCGCGAUUAUCCCAAGUCGCCCAGUUACUUAAAACAAGGAAAUUUAAGUUAGAGCUAAGGAGGGGGGACAGAGAUGGUAUAAUUUAUCGAAUGGCCUUUCAUUUCACGUCGUAGUUGUACAGGGACGGCGAAGAAAUGUACAAAAAAGGGUGAUGCACGUGCAAAGUUGUUGUUUGGCUCAUUGAACCUAUGGACGUUUUGACGUUGCCGUUUCUGUUCUCGUCGUAGUUUCCUAAGGUCCCUAAAUAAUGUCUCGCCUGGAUCAAGUUGACCCAGCUGGGCAGGCUAAGGUCUUAAUAGAAUAAUAUGAAAAAAAUAGUUGACCAGGCUAGUAGGGCGGUGACCCUAUAACCACAAAAGGGUGACCAGGCUAGGCGAGUCACCCCUCCAGCCCAGCCAAUCUUUUUUCUCAAGUGGACAGCUCGCCAUCGUUUGUGAGGAAAUGUAUGAAAAGUUAGCUCGCCCAGUGUUGAUCGGAUAGGCGGGUGACCCAUCUACCCGGAACAACUUUCCCCAUAUAAUUGGGGCCUAGGAACGUGGGGAUGAAUAGACAAAAUAGAAGAGUUGAUUCCUCAGGAGCCUUUACGCAUUCAUGAUGGUUAGUGACUUCCUACCCCGAGUUAAACUUCAGAGGCCACAGUUUAGUGCUUUGCGCAGUUCACGAGACUUACUGUUUCAUCAGUUUUAAUAGUUUGUUGUUUUUGUCCUUCUCAAUAAAUUAUGAAAAAAUAGAAACAUAUAUAAUUUAUAACAUAGCGCGCGUGCUUGCCCUAUAUAAGUCCUAUUGAGCCGCUAUGAACAAAAUCUUUAUUUACGCACGCCCGUGCGUAAAUAAGAUGACGUAAGCAUUUCGUUUUACCUAGCUGCAGAGUUGUCGUCUUUUAAGCUGCAGUGCAGUUUUCCUUCUCUUUAAAAUAUGGAAGAAACCAGCGAAGAACNCGAAAACGGUGACGUUCAUGAAAACGUCGCUGAAUAAUAGACUCCGCAUCCUUUCAAACCAUUUCGCGAUUAUCCCAAGUCGCCCAGUUACUUAAAACAAGGAAAUUUAAGUUAGAGCUAAGGGGAGGGGACAGAGAUGGUAUAAUUUAUCGCCUGGCCUUUCAUUUCACGUCGUAGUUGUACAGGGACGGCGAAGAAAUGUACAAAAAAGGGUGAUGCACGUGCAAAGUUGUUGUUUUGCUCAUUGAACCUAUUGACUUUUUGACGUUGCCGUUUCCGUUCUCGUCGUAGUUUCCUAAAGUCCCUAAAUAAUGUCUCGCCUGGACCAAGUUGACCCAGCUGGGCAGGCUAAGGUCUUAAUAGAAUAAUAUGAAAAAAAUAGUUGGCCAGGCUAGUAGGGCGGUGACCCUAUAACAACAAAAGGGUGACCAGGCUAGGCCUGUCACCCCUCCAGCCCAGCCAAUCUUUUUUCUCAAGUGGACAGUCGCCAUCGUUUGUAAGGAAAUGUAUGAAAAGUUAGCUCGCCCAGUGUUGAUCGGAUAGGCGGGUGACCCAUCUACCCGGAACAACUUUCCCCAUAUAAUUGGGGCCUGGGAACGUGGGGAUGAAUAGACAAAAUAGAAGAGUUGAUUCCUCAGGAGCCUUUACGCAUUCAUGAUGGUUAGUGACUUCCUACCCCGAGUUAAACUUCAGAGGCCACAGUUUAGUGCUUUGCGUAGUUCACGAGACUUACUGUUUCAUCAGUUUUAAUAGUUUAUGUUGUUUUUGUCCUUCUCAAUAAAUUAUGAAAAAAUAGAAACAUAUAUAAUUUUUAGCACAGUUGUGUAUUUCAAAGCGUUAAUGUUUUGACAUACAUUAGAAAUAUCAUGCUAUUUUGUGUAAAUUUAGUCAUAAUAAAAAUAAAUUAUUUUGCGCCAGCCAUAAAGAGAUCGCCCCUGUCAUUGUUUCUAGAUCACUUUUUUGUUGUUGGAAGGGGGGGGGGGUGGGUGGGGGGUCAAAGGAACCGCUUAACUUCCCCUGGGUAAGGAUGUAUCGUUACCUUUCAUAAACCAUGAUCCGUGUGAUCUGACUUAGAUCAUUCCAAAUAAACGUACCGACCUCGGGGGAGAGUCAUUGGAAAUGUUUUUGUGAUGAUACCGCUACUGAUUUCAAACAUUAACAGAAGUAUUAGUAUCGGUGGAAAUGCACGAAUAGUAAAACAUUGGCCAUUUCUGAGUAUAAGAGUAGAGCCUUUCAGGGAUGUGAAAAUUUUUUUUCCAUUUGCAUGCAAAUGAAACUCAUUUUCGCAAAGGAAAGAGUUUGUACAUGGUCUCAUCCUGAAACCGAAAUUUUUUGGCAUUUAAAAAAUGGCCUUAUAGCUUUGUCCAAAAAGUCGGGAGGACAUAGAUGAAUAUCUGAAAAGUUCAAGUUCGAUUUAUUUUUGGAAAACCACUGAUCAUGGCGUCCUAACCUCUUGGAGAAUUUCUUUUGUUGCUGUUGUGCAAACUAAGGAUACUGUGAAUUACGGAAAAUGAAAUUUUACUUUUCACAAAACGUCCUAGAAUUCUUACUAGAUGGCCUCUUAAAGGAAGCAGCUUUACCAAAAUAAACCUGUUGUCAAUGAAUUUGAAUGGCAACUGCAGGUGGCGAACUAAAGCUAACAAGCCGUGCAUUUACUGAAAGAACCAUAUCGUUUUAAAAUGAAGGUCCUGAGGCAAAUUAUCAUCUCCGUUAAGAUAAGUUAAGGCAAGAUAGCAUCAAAAAGGAAAGAAAGCCUAAUUGCGAACGUGGAUGAAAUCAAAAGAUAGCAAGCACUCUUUCAGUUGUUAUUUUCUAAAAAUGAAGCUUUUCCUGAUAAAAGCUUCAAAAUUGAAUUACAGUGCAAAAUAGUAAAGGUCAUUGCAUUCUAAGUUUAGUUUAUAAUGCUUGCCGGGAGUGUUAAACAAGAAAUUUUACUAAAUCGAUUGUUGAAACUGGAAUCGAAACCUGACUCUUCAACUAGCCAAUUAGUCUAAGUCAUUCAUCAGGGCAGAUAGAUUCUCUCAACGAAAGCCAGCUUUUAAAUCCCUUUACGGUGGCUAAAUUGCAGAGUAAUAAAACUUAAGUUAAUCAGUUGAAAGAAACAUUUUUUGUCUUUGCGGAGUCUCAGCAUGACAGUUUGUAAAAAAUCAAAUCUAGUUCCCCUAGAAAUUCUUUAUCAGCCCCGUUUAAAUUUACAAUAUUCUGGUCUUUCGUGCCCUCGAAGUUUUCAAGGAUCAUAAAAUAUUUACAAGUUCAACCUUUCUCAUGGAAACCUAGUAUGUAUCCCAAAUGAAAAAGGGAAUUGUUUAUUCAAAGAUUACAGGUAAGACUUGAAAGGCUUUGUCCCGUGAAUUCGUUGAGCAAACAGAAAAAGAUACAACGCCAAAUUCCUUCCAAAGAAAUCUCUUGACCUUUCCAACGCUUUAUAGGUAAGAGCAUAAUCUUUUAACUAUUUGCUUAAACGAAAAGGAGGUGUUCAAGUCAAAUUCAAUUGAUUAUUAACAUGUCGGUUAUGUUAGUGACAAGCAAAUGUUGGCAGUGGUAUAAGUGGUAGACUUAACCGCUUUCUCUUUCGACAACGUUCUAGUUGGCCGAAAACUUAAGCAAUAGUAAGGGGAAAACGAAUUCUGUCGUCGUAAGGAGUCAGUCGCCGGCUUUUCAGUUUCUAAACAAGGUCAUAUACCACAAUAUACCACAUGAUCCAAGUGUGGAGCUAACAAAAUACUAGACCCCUACACCCUCAACGCGAAUCUAACUUUUCUUUAUUCACAAAACCACGUAAAAGUUGAAUGUUGUGCGCCAGUAUUACUGUUAGA
Porites evermanni is the source of this 12671-nucleotide messenger RNA. NCBI's taxonomy places the organism in Eukaryota, Metazoa, Cnidaria, Anthozoa, Scleractinia, Poritidae. The record is from the annotation of a GenBank genome assembly.